CAACGACGACGAUGUGGAGUUGUGGCCGAGGAUGACCACAUCUUACGAGGAGGCUGAUGGUCCCGAUCUGGGGGUGCCAGCUGAGGACGAUGGGUUUCUCAUGGAUCGUAUGUCCUUCAUGAAGAGGGCACAACUUAAGGCGUCCGAGGAGCUGAAGGCCCAACAGCCUGGUGCUGCCCCUGCGGCCAAGCCCCCAGUGCAGCCAAAGAAGAAACGACAGGUCGAUGAGGGCCAAAAGAAGUUGACUGAGGCGGGCUUAAAGCCUAUUAAGAAGUCGAAGAGAGCUUCCCCUUCUGGUGAUGCCGGGACGUCGGUUGUUCCCUCUGGGGACGGAGGGGGUUCCAAUGUUGAUGCUUUGGUGGACCACCCUUCGGGCCCUUCGUCCACCACCCUGUCCACCGUUCCUGCUGCCGUAGCAGCCACCCGAAAAAAAGGGUCCAGCCGAGAGCUGGUCAAAGGGACCUACAAGCUUGAGGUGGAAUACCCUAUCAAAGGGGGGCUGUUCAAUGAGAUCGUUGAUGGCCAUGAGGUGAUCUGCCAGGCCAUCCCUGACGAGGACCGGGCUUACCUGAAGAAGCUCGGCCAUGUUAAGAUGUACGAUGGUGGGAUGGACCACAUCGUCCAAGGCGCCUUCAUGUUGAUGGAAAGCAACAGGAGGCAGCAAAAGGAGAUUGCUCGUUUGAAGCAAUUCGAGCAAAGGGUUGCUUCGGCCGACGAAGCGCUGGGCAGCUUGGAGAGGCUGCGGCUUAAAGUCGAAGGCCUGAAGAAGAGGGCUGAUGAGGCCGAUCAGUUGGCUGCUGAGAAGGAAGGGGCCCUCCAGCGCUUGGCCGAUAUGGAGCGCGUCCGUGAUGAGGCCCUUCGGCGUGCGAAGGAGGCCGAGAAGGGUAAGGCCAGUGCGGAGCUGGCCCUUAGUGCCGCCGAGGAGAGAGCUGCUGAGGCUGUUGUGCAGAAAUUCCUCGAAGUCGGUUGGAAGGACGAGGAUCGGCUCUCCCGGUGCUUCAAGGUCGUGGCGGCCAGGCUUGUCGACUGGGUGACCAAAUCCCCUGACGGCCAGGCGUACUGGGAGAAGGAGAUGAAAGUCUUCUACGACCUUGGCCAGUACCGGAUGCAACGGCUGCUCUACAGGAGGCUUCAGCGGCGUUUCAUAGAUCUGGGUGUGGCCAAGGAGCGGGCCGUCGGCCUUGAGCUGCCUUCAUUGAUGAGGCAUCCCGAAGCUGAGUUGGAGCUCCCGACGGCUGAUCGGCAGCUCCCAAUUGAGAGCUCUCAAGCUAGCGACGAUUGGACCUACGAGCCGAGCAUGUUUGAAGACACCGCUACGUCCGGUGUUGCUGCCGGUGCGGCCGCUGCCUCAGCCGAAGAGGGAGUCGGUGCCGAGAAGGACGCUGAAGCCCUGCCGGAGUCAUGAUCCACGUUGCUUUUGAUUUGUGUAAUGUUAUGUAACGGUCGAGAAGCCCACUUUGUACUUUCCUGUUUUAUGAAUGAAAAUACUUCUUCUCGUCUUUCAUACUUCGAUAUUUUUGCCUUGGGUCUUUUCUUUUCCUGUUUGUACGACGUCCCAGUGUGAGUGUUUGCUUCGUC
Molecule: messenger RNA, 1578 nt
Organism: Cuscuta europaea
Lineage: Eukaryota; Viridiplantae; Streptophyta; Magnoliopsida; Solanales; Convolvulaceae
Source: the annotation of a GenBank genome assembly